This is a messenger RNA of Zootermopsis nevadensis, 8203 nucleotides long. It is a transcript of the gene vn, whose product is annotated as membrane-bound neuregulin protein vein. The record is from RefSeq and is a predicted model, not a curated record. Lineage: Eukaryota; Metazoa; Arthropoda; Insecta; Blattodea; Termopsidae.
CGGCUCCUAAACCGUCUCUGUAAUAGUACGCGGUUCCUACCCUGCGACCGAGCAGUCCUCUGUUCGCAGUAGUACUACUGCUGACGAAGACAGAGACACGAGCGGUGGCGGGGCGCUGUGUGGCUUUUGUUCGGGAUCUUCUCGUGCUCCGACAGUAGCUGCUGCUGCAAUGGUGAUGGUGGUAAAACAAGGCAGGAGUAGCUGUGUAUGAAAAUACGGUAUCUGGCGGCAAGACAGUGGGUAGAAGGCGGCCAACACGAGCUGUUUUCCAAGGGGACACCACGGCACAUGCAAAGAACACUCGCCAAUUAUUAAAUAAAAUAAAAUUAACUAAUGGAUACAUCGCGAUUUUAAAAAAAAAAUCUGAACUCGAGGAAUUGUGAAACCAAAUAAGAACCAACGAUUUCUUCGACACGAAGUGAAAUUUAAAGUAAAAGUGUGUUUUAUUUAAGUGUGGGUUUCCAUUAAUUUAAAAUGUCGCCACAUAUGUUCUUGUGAGUGUCUGCAACGUGCUACAGAAGGGGGCGUGGUUUGUGUUCGUUACUAGACAUCUUAUAAAGAAAGGGAGGCGUGUUCCAUCGAAAUAUCGAACCAGAAGAAUCAAGGAUAUGUUAGGAAGUGAAAAAAUAGGCUCCGAAUUAAUAACCUCUUUCUUUCGAAAUAUUCCUUAAAAAUUGGGACAAACUCGGUACCAGAGGAGAGAGGAAACAAUUAUUCCUUUAAAAAUAUCGAACGUGAAGCACCAUGUCUCAUACAACCAGAUUAGGCACCAUGACCAAAGUCAGAGCAGUAACCCCAGCUCGACCGUCCGGAUCAACUAUGCUCACCCCGUUACUAUCCAUCAACAGCAUGUUCGUUAUCACGUUUUCUUAUUCGCCGACUGUACUAAACCCGACUCUCCUGUUCUGUAAACAUCCCAGAAGAAAUUUGGAUUAAGCAGGGCCUCUCCCACAACCGGACUUCACAGAAGGUAAAGACUAACAGAAGGAAAUAGUAUUACAGAACAGCUGAUGGAUAUGCCGACAAGGUUUCUUCACGUGACCACGUGGAGUAGGACUCGUAGUUGGCGGUCCUUGUGUGACAAAGUGGUGUUCCUAGUGAUUGUAUUUAUAUUGGUAGUUUUAUCAGGGUCUUGCACUGAUAACAGUGUGUUCGUUACCGCUGCCCCAUUCGGCAGAGCGACGCCUUCCGGAGGAAUAAGAUCUGGAAGUGGUGGAGUUUCUAAGUCAUGUCCUGAAGAAGAUGUUGGGGUCAAAACGUACUUAGCCCAAACUGUGUUUGAGGGGAAAGCUAGAUCCAGGAGUCCAGUCCGGGACGGUGUGUACAACGUGACAUUUGUUGUACAGAAGGUCCACAAGGGUUUGGACCCCAGGUUUUUACGAAGUCCAGUGAGGCUACAGUUUGCUGAAAAGGCAACAGCAAGUAAUAAUAAUUUUCAGAAAUGUAAUGACGAAGGAGAUAAGAAUAGUGUUAUGAGAGCGAAUAUAAAACGUGGAGGGAAGUACAUUGUGUUUGUUGAUAAAAUUGAACAGCAUAUUUUCAAAGCCCGUGGAGAACCUGUCAAAAGAAACGAGAAGACUGUCAAAGCCGUCAAGGACAUUCUCUGCCAGAACUGUGUGCGACCACCAUCUAUCACCGGACUUCACGACAUUUCGCUGAAACCGAAAGAGAAGCUGAAUCGCGUAUGUCGAGUCAAGGGGAACCCGCUCCCUGUAAUACAGUGGUACAAAGACGGCGUCCGGGUACUGCCUUCAAGAAAAAUUAGGAUACAUACAAAAAAGAGGCGGUCCACACUUCUGAUUCCAAAGGUGAGACCUGAGGACGCAGGUCUGUAUAGAUGCGAAGCAAAGAGUGUCAUUGGAGUCAUCGCUAACAUGACAGCGAGAGUCACAGUCAUUUCAGACACAAGGCCAGAAAACACGACAACGUUAUGGCCACUGUACGGAAUGCCGUGUCCAGUAGAGACAUUUUGCCUGAACGGGGGCACGUGCUUCUAUUACGAGACCGUGGGAGAGCUAGUCUGUCAAUGCGCGGACGGUUACAAGGGCCAGCGCUGUGAGAAUAAAGACGUCUCCAACCGUGGGAAGCGUAGAAGAAAUUGCAGCAGCAGGAACAUGGAGUACAGAGCCCGCCAUCAUGGUGGACUGUGUGCCCCCAGACCCGCCGCACCCCUGGUGGAUGUUCGUCACACUACUGCAUGGAUGGCGGCGCAGAGGCCUCUUAGGGACACGUGGCGAAGAGAAUUUAGUUGGUUUACCUAGUCCUCAACCCGGAGAUACCGCAGUGCCGAAUUUUAUUAACAGUAAUGGAUCCAGAGAACGAAACGAGGCCUAGGUCUGAAGCUACAAUGUCAUCAAAUCUGCGAGGCUCACCAGCCAGCUACCGAGUCAUCUGCCCUUGAUGGGGACGAGUCUACGGUCGCCAAGUAAUCAGAACGAAAUAGAAUAUUAUGUAAACCGCAUAGAACACUUUGAAUGGGUUGUGAAUAAUUGCUUCUUUUUAAAUAAUCGCUUUACGUAAUUUAUCUAAAUUAUUAUAGCAGCCAUAGGGGAGAGAUUAACUAUGCAAAACGACUCCUACAUGAGACUUUUGUUUAUAAUUUUGUAUUUAUCCUUACGAGUGUAACAUUACCAACUAACACGAGUAAUGUUUGUGUUAAUGAAGGAUUAAGACUGAUCUAUUUUAAACAUGUCUGCCGUAACUCAAUGUUCUUACUUGACUCCACCCCCUCACUAAAAGUAUUUUAGUAUCAAUUUAAAUAGCCCCGAGUUAGAUGCAGGAGUUAGAAUCUUGUUUCCUUCAACAAUACACUUAAUUCAUUUUCUAACAGGAAUUUCAUUUAUCGGCAUCCUAACAUAACGCCCUUACGGUAUUAUAACCGGCCACCACAUUGAACGAUUCAAGCCUAAAACUUCAUAUAAUGUCAAUAAAAAAUGUCUGUAGUCGUGUAAGCAGUGUAACAUAUUCCUGGUCAGUGUAGAUCCUUCGAGGAAAUUUAGAAUUAUUGUUUGUGUCACCGAAUAUGAGACACGUUUACAGCCGUAAUAAAAAUCGUAUAUACAUGUGUCCCAGAAACGUAACCAAACUUAUGUAUUCAAUUAUAAAAAAUAUAUAUAUAUUUGUGUGACAUGAAGUGAGGUUAUUAUCGAAAGCUUGGGACAUUAUUAAUAUUGUUGUAGAUUAAGUUCUACUUGGCUAUGUACUUUGUACAAAGUUCAGGUGACGUUUCUGAGACACUCCGUAUUAACGACCAUUCGUACUUUCAUUGCGGUCCAUAAGAGUGUUUUGCACAGUCAAAUGCUUCCCAAGUGCCGCAUGUAGACAAGACAGAGUUCUAUAACGUGGUGAUGAAGAUUAAGAAGAACUAGAACGGAACAGUGUGUCAAUUCUAUACACUCAAAAGCAAAGGAAGAAAAGUUAUAUGAUUGAAAUCAAAACAAGUAAAAAUUGCUUUGAACGAGUUCUCAGGGGAUGCUUACAGGACGUGCUUUUACUGUGCUUGGGAGCAAAACUAAAUGCCUGUAAUAAUAUUUAACAGUUCAUAUAGAUUAUCAAUUUUAGUGUGAAUCGAAAUAGUAUCGUUAUUCUAAGUCCACGGAAACAAAAAAAUAAUAAAAAUAAAAAUCAUACCAAAGACUAAUAUUAAUAAUUUAUGAAGAAGCGUCUUUAUUUUAUGUGAUGUAAAUGAAAGGAUAUUGUUAACAAUACUAUUCUUAACUUGUUUCAAAUAACAUAUAAAAUUGUCUUCUGUUCUGCCUUUCAACACCCAAAACACAAUAAAACAAUUCUUUUUUUAUUCUGAAACACGUAUAGGGAAUUGGUGUUGGGGAGUUAAACACAGAACAAUUAAUCUUCAUGAAGUCAACAUCCAUUUGCAAAUAAUAUAAGAGAGAAAAUGUGAUAGUUUACACAACGUAUACAUGUAACAAGUUGUGUUAUAAGGGACAGAAAUCUCAGUUAUUUCAUGUGGUAGAUAAUUUCGAAAUGUUUUGAAACUCUUCUUAGUACAGUAGCCCUGUACUUUUGUUAGAUGUUUUAACUUUAUAAACUAUGUAAGUCACCCGCCGAUAAGUAGUUCAGAUUUUAUUUGAGCCUUGAAUUUAAAAACGCCUGUAUGACGGUCAAUAGCUUCGAAACCAUGGCUUAUUUUUCACCAGCAACUAAUAUUCGAAACAAUAAUAAUAAUAACUUAGAUUAAUAAUAGUAAUAAUAAAUUCUCUCACGAAAAUACUUCCAGCGAUCAAGCAGCCAUUAAAUUUGUGAGUUUUAUGAAACACCCUAUUUUAAAAAUAUAAACUACACAUUUCAGCACCUGUUUAGAUUAGUAUUCUAUCAGCCUUACAGCAUCCAAAGUAGUAGCUUACGUAAACAAAACAAAUUGUAUGCAUUGGGCAUCGUUCUUCAAAUUCUGUAAAUUCAAUAAUUUAGACAAAAGAAGUAGUUGGAAUAAAAUUGUGCUCAGCUAAAACAAAACAUUCCGUAAUUUCCUUACUAUUGGCAGUUUCAGAGUUAUGUAAAUGCAACAAAUAUAAGCUCUCAUACAAAACGCAGGCCAGACUAAAUAUAUUGUGUACUACAACUGAAUAUUUCAGAAAUAUUUUUUCAAUGCAAAUAAAUUUCGUAAUAAAAGUUUUUUUUUCGAAUAUCUGUUACCAUACAUCAUACCAGAAAUCUAUACUGAGUGUCACUAAUGUCGUUCCCACCUCAUAAGUUCGUGCUUACACCAUUUUUUAUUACAGAUUGCAGGAAAUUAAAAAAUACGAGUUUGGGACAGCUUCCAAUUGCAUAGCGUCCAUUCCAAAUUUUAACAAAAUCCGUCAAUCGGCCUUCGGGUUCUAAUUUGAAGACAGGCAAAUACGAUCAGCCCUUUGUGUGUUCAUUUUGUGCACAUCGUGAACAGAACGCAUAAUAACGAUUACAACGUUCAUACAAAAGCAUGGAAUUACAGAACAGAUCCAAUAAAUUCAGAAUAUGGUGUAAGAAGGUUUUCCACUGUUACAACUACGUCGCUACAGAAGCUCGUCAGAAAUGAAAUGAAACGAAAUAGAGAUGAUUUAAGAUGGAAUAUUACACAGAAACAUCAUUUUAAAUUGUCGUAAUUUGCUUCAUAUUUCCUAAAUGGAUCGUCAAAGUGUAUCACGAGUUGAAUGCAAUAAUUAAACAAUUCUAUUCAAUAAAAAUAUAGAUAAUGUAAGGAAAUAACACACAAAAUAUUCCAUAAAUGCAAAUAAUGACUAUGGUAAACUGUCGUGAUGUGCUAGAAAAAUGUUUCUCAAACACCUGGGGUGUCCACGAGUUGAUCCUACUCGAUUUUUUAAUGUUGCAUCGCUGAACGUUUUCAGCUUGUAUUCAUCACAACUCUCACUUUCACGUUGGGAUAAAAACAUGGCGAAAAAAUUAUACCUUCUAUCUAAGCAUUAGUCUAUAUUCUGCUUAAUUAAAAUUUAAGGGAUAAUAUUUUGGAGGGGGUCCGCGGGACUAAACAAAUUUGAGAAAAAACGUAUCUAGAAGACCUCUGUUCCAAAAAGUAUGAAUUUAAAUUCACUUCAUACAGGAAUUUGUCUGUCCCUAACUAGAAAUGUAUAUAUUAUAUCUAUAGACGUCCAGCGAUAAUUAACGUGCGCCAUAAUUAUUUAAUCCUUAUCUCAUAAGUAUGUUGGACAAUCAAUAUAACCACAUACCAAGUAACAGUUUUAUUAUAACUUUUAUUUAUACCUCACAAAAUAUUGCGUUUUCAUGCAGUUAAUCUUACCUUUGAAGCCAAAGCUCGUCUAAAUAUUAUUUAAAAAAUUCAAUUCGUAACUCACAUAAAAUACAUUAAUCCUUAAAAAUAUGACACGAGAAAUAAUGGCUGUUUACUCUCACUACGUAGGCAAAAUGCAGCAUAAACGAUUAUUAGACUAGGCGGUAUACGUAAAUGCCACUGGAUUUUGAGGGGUCAAAUAGAUCCCAGUAGUACGAUCGAAUAUAUCCGUACACUCGUGCACAGACAGCAGCUAGUCACUUAUGGUUAGUAAUUAAUAAUUACAAUUUAUUCAUUAGCGUAAGAUAGAGGUACAAGUACAUGUUAACGAAAGUAAUUAAUAUUCUAUUAAUACAUGUGGCAGCCUAAUAAAUUAAGAGUUAACGCAUUCAUAGUCUAGGCUUCCAAAUAAAAAUAGGCUAAUUAGAAAGUGUAAUAUGUAAAGCAAUCUUACGAUAAGAACCAUGUGCGCUAUUGAUCGGGCCUAGUAGAAGUAUUGAAGAAGACUUAAUUACAAUAUCACAUUUCGUAGAAAGUGAGCAACCCGUUUUUACAUUCAAGGGCUCAAAUAAGAAGACAGUAUAAAUAUUAAACAACACGCGAUAACAUCUAAACGCUAAUUUGCAAAUUUCAGACUUUCUUAGGACAUUACACCGAAAUAUAAAAACAAUAUUCUGCAAAAAUUAAAAUAAGUUUUGUGGAAAUAUAAUUAAAACGUGGAAUUAAUUGCAUCAAAAGUAUAUCAUUCAAUGGCAUCAACGUAUUUUCGCAUCAAUUUGUUUCCAAGAAAGCCUGAAUUGCAAACGAGUUUCAGAAAUUGACCGAAUAAAUUCAGGAAGGAACCUGAGGGCAUAGUGUUCUUUGUUUUGUGUAUUUAAACGCUUUUAGUAUGAAACACUAUUUAAUCGUACACUAGUUCCUCGUCUUUUUUUCUUUGUACAGUUAAUCACAGUUCUACUGAGUGUUACGUUAUUGAGCUACAUAUGUAAAGGUAGCUGCAUGAACUGUGAAUUAAACAUUUCAUAACAACCGUAUAUAUUUCAAGACAAAGUAAAAUACAUUUCAGUACUCAACUAACGAAUCAAGUUAAAUAUGGAAAUAAAAAAAAUAUAGCAGAAUAUGUAAAUAUUACGUCAUAAAAUCUCGUUUUAUAUUGUAAAAUCUAUUAUGUUGCAGAAAUUAUUGUAAAUGUACACAAAUGCUUCAAGAAGCUAAGGAAAUAAUAGUGCCAAGAAACAGAUAUUUGUAUUUAAAAAGUUAUCUAGUUUAUAUACAUCUGAAUCGCAUUUGUAAAUAAUGAAGUAUGUUGUGAUGUGCUUUGAGUAUAACAUCGAUAGAAUCUCACUCUUGCGUCACCAGUUAAAAUAUCCAGACCUUUAAAUAUUUUUGUCGUUAUAUUGGAAGUUCUGAUUUAAAUAUUUUCAAAUAUACAGCUCUCAUAAAUAAUUAUUUGUAUUAAUUAUCAAGAGAAUAAUACUGAACCCUUAAUUACUAUUUCAGUGUCAAUUAAAAUUUUGUACCGAAUUAUAUUUGACGAUUAUCAUUAUGAGCUGGACAAAAUGACUCACACGUUUUUAACCAUUUGAAAUCAAUUAUUUGAUAUAUUUAUGUUGUGCAACAUUUUGCAUACAUUAAAUUAUGAACAUGUAUUUACUCUUAUUUAAUAUUUGAUAAUGGACGUACGUGUUAGAUCACUGAGGUCUUUUCGUCCAAUGGCAAUAGUUUCUUUGACGCUUUCAUCACAUCAGAAAUGUUAAGAUUUGUUAAAAAUAUUAUAUUCUCACCAGGGCUCCUAAACCACGUAUGACAUAACUCUAUGCAAACUGGAACAUUUAUGUAUUACAAUUCAAUCCUAAAUACGUAUUUACAGCUUGUCUAAUUUAUCAUGAGUCCGGGUCCCGUACGAUGUUACAGCAGGUUUCCUGCGUAGAGGAGCAGGAGAAGCCGAUAAUUCGCCGCCCGUUUUUCCCGUACAUUACGACCUACGUUAGUUCAAAGGAGAGUCUCGAAAUGCCGGUUUCUAUGCAUGCAUCAUGUAUCUAAAAAAAGCCUCUAAACACACGGCAAAGUUGUCUUGCAAUAACGGAAAUGUUUUGCCUAGUACUUUCUUUCUGUUCUCGUAGUGAAUAGAAAUUAUUAACAUAAACUUUAUAUUUGAAUGUGCCCCAUAAAUCUAAGUCACAAUGAUCUUAUUUCGGGUGAUAGGGAAAAUCACAGUCUUUCACUUAUCAAUCGCUCACCAAAAACUUCAGCUAACGUAUUCCAAUUUUUAUUAACUGUGUGGGCUGUGGCAAGGCCUAGCAUGAAAUUUUCCGAUGUUUUUUCGUCUUCAGCCAAUUCCCCAAAAAAAGGUAAUCAGAAUUUAUCUUACAUAACGUUAGCUUGCCGAACUCAGAUUUCAAGGUCAUCGGUCUCAUGAUAAACUAGAGUCCUUGGAAAACAAGCUAUACGCAAUGUAAC